AUGGCUGUGCGGCAUCCCAAACGACCCCGUCAUGCGGGUCCCUCGUCGCAUUUCCACUCUGAUCACCCGCCACCUCUUACUCCUACAGACUCGCAGCCGAUGACUAUCAUUUUCGCAAACACCGAGCUUCUCGGUCGUACCACUCGCUUGCACCCCCCCUUCUUGUUCUACCUGGCCGGCAGCGUUUUACCCAACAUAUUGGAUCUUCAUCUAGACGCUCACUUCGGCACUGAUCCUCCAGAUAUUGAUCCUUUCGUCACCGACGAACCUCUUUUCAGCGACUUCCUCUAUGAGCCCGAUGGUCCUAUCAACCUUCCACGCCCACAUCUGUCUGGCCUCCAGAAAAAGCAAAAUCAAUGGCGGAGAUGGUCUCAAGAAGUCGUCCCUUCCCUCAUCAAACCUUACCUUGCCUACCGCCGGCGAUCAGAAUCCUUGCAAUCCAACCCUGACCUUGGUCUCCUCACCGGAGACAAUUUACGUUGCAGUUUGCAAGUCAUCACCAUUUCCUGCUGUGAGUGUUGCCCGGCACCACUCCAACUCAUGACGCGUGGGUUAUUUGCAUGCGCUCCCGUUACCCCGUCUCUUGCAGUAGACAUCCGGGUUUUAGAGCUAGUGAAAAAUCUGUUUGUACGGAUGACUCCCAACUCAACUGCGUGGUGCGAUGCGCUAGAAAAUUUUCUGAACGAGCGAGGUUAUAAAUUGAAUACCAAGGACAGUCUUAGACGCCGGUUUAGCAAUGCGUAUCAUUGGUAUACUGUUCUGACAAUAAUUGUGGCUUCUCAUGAAACACCUGGCAUACCACAAGUUCUCAGUCAGCCAAGUGCUUACCUUUCUUCGCGUUGUCCUCUGUGCUUCGGUGGGAGUAACUGGCAGCAACAUCGUGAUCCCGACACCACGGUCGACUGCAUCGUUUGUAUUGAUACUUGCUUCACUCAAAAGCGCUCCAACAACCCGCGAAAUGGUAUCAUGCAAGAUCCACCUAACCCAACAGCAACUGUCUUCAUCCCUGAACGCGAUGUCAAGGUUAUGGAAGACCACGUCAAUGACUGCCGUGGGGGUGGAACUGGGACACGCAAACGACCAAGGCAACCGGUUGAAGAGGUCCCCGACGGGUAUGAGGACGGGAUGAGGAUUCCAGUGUCUGUCUUGGAUGGGUGCAGCGAGUCCUUUGUGGCGGCAGACGAAAAGUGUGAAAAAGCAAGUACGCGCUUUUUUGCAGACACUGGACUCAUGGCAUUACUUUGUCGACAUGAUCGAGUGCUGUGGCUCGUCAACAUGACCUCUGCUGGCGAGAAGCAAUAUUACUCCCUUGCAUUAGUGAAGCGGCUCUUCGAGCAUCUACCGCCUAAUAUGCUGGUCGGGUUGCUAUACGACAUAGGAUGUCAACUUGAGCGUAGUUGUCGGAAGUGGGGCUUGCUUGAUGACUCUAUUAUAUCCCGUAUCAGCUUCGGAAUAUCCGUGUUUCACGCAUACGGUCACCAGUGGCCUUGCCAAAUCGUCUACCACCCUCGAAAGCGUGUUGGGUUUGGGAUAUCUGAUGGAGAGGGCUGCGAGCGUCUAUGGAGUGCCUUGAAACACCUCAUUCCAGUGCUUCGAGUUUCUGGUUAUCACCAGCGGUUAUUCGUACUGGAUGUGCAAGUGCGCUACUUGGCUCUCAAGUCUUUCGAUGCAUCGGGGCAAUGGCUAGCGCGGAAAUGGAUGCUUUGCCAGAAGAAGAAACAGGCGGCUCUCGAUGGCCUCAGGGAUCUUAGGUCUGAUGAGGACAUCCUCCGAGAGGAGUGGGCAGCCCAGGUAGCUCAUCAGACUAAGCCGAUAGCUCGCCGAUCUAAACAUAAAGGCGCAGAGGCUAUUGUGGGCGUUCUUGCAUUAGAAAAGACCCUUGAAAGCCACCAGAGCAUCGUUCAUGAACUCGAACAUCGGCUCAUUAGCAACAAUCUUCAUGAUGCGCGUGCCCGAUGUGCUAAGGUCAUCGAGACCCUUGGGCGGAGACACGCCGCAUUAGGUGUUUCGGAGUAUGCCGAUCUGCAAAAGUUGAAGAAGAAUGUUUAUCUUCAACGACUUCGACAACGAAAAUUCGAGCUUGAAAAAUUGGAACGGUCCUAUCGAAACACAGUCAAUGAACUGAACAUGCGCAAUCACACAGAGGCCUCCAUCAAGCGCCGAGAACCAACAAUCCUCAAGAUCGUCUCAACAUACAACAACUUGUGUGACCAACUACACGUACUAAUACAUCAACACAAGGCCCCUGCUAAUGCCGUUCCACCCAUACCUAUCUCACGUGAUGGGAUCUUUCAGCUGGAUGUCGAUGAUGACAUAUGGCAAGAUGUAGGUCUGGAGGAUGAGACUGCGGACCCACCUCGAUGGCUUGCCGAUGACAAUGUUCGCCAGGGUAUUCGUCUCUUACUUGAUCUUGACCGCUGUUUGGAAGAAGAAGACAGGUUAAGACGCGAACACUGUGUAAUGCAAGAGUGUAUGAUCUUGGAGUGGACUGCACUUCAGGAGGCUCGAGAAGUCGCAGAUGUUGAUGUGGCAUGGCACCUCGAGAAACGUGCUGCGCAGCUAUCCCUCAUGUGCUUUGAGUGGCAAUCGAGAGUACGUCCCAUACCCACUGCAUGGGAAAUGCCUGAUAGCUGGGGACCGUCCUCCACUGAUAUUGCCCAUGCUGGGCAUUCACUUUACCACGCGAAAACUGCGCAGGCUGCGCAUGCUGACUCGUGGGAAUUGUCAGAGGAUGAGAACAAUGACGAUGACAUAGAUGAGGGAGGAGUUGAUGAUGAGUUGAUGGCAGCAGUGGAGGAAGUUGCUUAUGCAAAUGAAUAUCACAUUGUGGAUUCAGAUUCCGAAGUAGAGGACUGGGAUGAAGUACAUGUGCCAUCUUCUCCGACCUUGUAUUAA
Molecule: messenger RNA, 2895 nt
Organism: Suillus clintonianus
Lineage: Eukaryota; Fungi; Basidiomycota; Agaricomycetes; Boletales; Suillaceae
Exons: 12
Coding region: 1-2895 (964 amino acids)
Source: RefSeq, a predicted model, not a curated record